GCCUUAUGCGGAAACAAACUCCGUAAAAUCCAUCAAACGUUGCCUUCAGCAUCUACAGACAUUGUUCUGCGGCAUUCGAUCACUUGCAUCAGAAAUAGAAAAUCAGCAAGAGCACAGAACAAGUAGGAAAACAUGGAUUCCGAGACUCGAACCAGAAUCUCUGAAACAGUUCUCGAAAUCCUGAAUUCCGCAGACAUGGACACCAUGACAGAGUUCAAGGUUCGUCAAUCAGCAUCGGAAAAGCUAGGUAUAAACCUCUCCGACCUGGAAGGGAAGAAGUUAGUUCGCAGCGUUGUUGAGUCAUAUCUCGCCGAACAACAUGAGAAAGAUAAGAAAGAAGAGGAUGCGGAGGAAGAAGAAGAAUCCGACCAGAAAAAGGUCGGCAGCGGUGACGACGGAUCAGGCAAGGAGUACGAUGAGGACGGUGACCUCAUUAUUUGCCGAUUGAAUAAGAAGAGAAGGGUGACAAUAACUGAUUUUAGAGGGAAGACUCUAGUGUCCAUAAGGGAAUACUAUUGGAAAGAUGGAAGAGAAUGCCCUUCAUCUAAAGGAAUAAGCUUAACUGCAGAGCAAUGGGUUUCCUUUAAGAAGAGUCUUCCCGCAAUUGAGGAUGCUAUCAAGAAAGUAGAAGCAAGAGUAGAUUAAGCGUUCCAAAGAAAUAAGCUUAAUUGCUGAGCGAUGGUGUCCUUCAAGAAGAAUCUUCCUGCAAGUGAUGAAUGCUAUCAAGAAAAUGGAAUGAAGUCUAGAAUGAGGCAACAUUCUUAUUUUAAAAUGAUACGACUAUGUAUGAUGUAUCCAUGCCGUUUCACUUUGGUUUUUCAGGUUCAUAGAACUCCUUGCUACUAUACAUCUAAAACUAUGUUGCUGGACUCUUGGCCUCUAACUGGUUUGGGAACCAAUGUCUUGUAUGGACUCUCUAACUGGUUUGGUUUGGGGAGCAAUGCUUUACUGUCUGUGUUUUUAGAUACCAUAGUGAAAGAUUAUGUCAUUUUCUAAUAGUUUUUUUUUCUUCAAUUGUUCGGUUUGUGGGUGAGACGCUAUGCUCGAUUCACCCAGAAAGGGUGUUUUGCUUUCUUUCAUGCUAGUAAAUGACUGAUAAGAUACAUGUUACUUGUAGAAGAGAUAUUGGAAAAACUAGUUAGUACAUAGGACAGCCCUUAUAAAUUUAUAAUAAAAUGUGUGUAUACGGUAUACCAUAGAAAUGUUAAUAUAAGUACA
Molecule: messenger RNA, 1218 nt
Organism: Cuscuta europaea
Lineage: Eukaryota; Viridiplantae; Streptophyta; Magnoliopsida; Solanales; Convolvulaceae
Source: the annotation of a GenBank genome assembly